GCGGGCUAGUAUCAGCCAAUGGGAGGCGCUGCUGGUGGUCGCUAAGGAAACCGUUCCACAGCAACCAAAGUCAUCAGACGCCGGGUACUGCAGCAGGGAGUAGAGGAGGGCACCAUAGCAGGCACCAUGAUGUCUGCCGGUGUAAAACCUCCCAUACAUGAGCAGAUCUCUGAGCUACAGAAGAAAAUACAGCUCCUGGAUGGCGAUCACAAGGCUUACCAAGAGGGCUCCGGCGUUACAGUGCAGAAGAACUGGGAGAACAUUCAGUUCUUACGUCAGGAGAACAAAAAGUUGCAUCGGAAGUUGGCUGAUUUGCUUGCGGGUGACGAGAAGGUGAUAAAAGAGGCUUUUCAGAGCCACGCCGUGGAGAGGGCAGCGAUGAAGAGUAAAAGCGGACAGGCCGCCAUCCAGCUGAUGGACCAGAAGCUCUGUGACAAGGUGAAGCGGCUUAACGCCUUGCGCCACCAGACGGAUGUCCGUAGGAGACGCUUGGGCGAACUCCAAACAGGGUACAUGAAGAGCGCAGCCGGAGAGCCGGGGAUAGAUGAGAGCGCGGCACAGGAAGAACAGAAUGAAGCCACAGAACAGGAGGAAACUCCUCACCAGACACUUCGCCUCUUAGAAAACAGACUGGAAAAAGCGCAGAUGAAAUUGCAGGAAUCGGAACAUAUAUACAAUGUAUACGAGAAACUUAAGGACCACAUGCAGGAGGAAAGUCUGACGUUUCAGUCACAGCUGGAUCUCAUAGAGGCUGAAAUCCUGCAACAGAGACAUGAGUUGAAGGAACUGCAGACGAUGAACAAGGAUGCAGUGAUGUCACGGGACAUGGCCCGGGCAGAUCUUCAGCACCAGGAGGAGGAGUUUCACCGUGAACGCAGGGAAAGGGAGCGGAUCCUGCUGGAUUAUAAGCGUCAGGCGGAGGAGAGACGCAUGUAUGCAGAGCGAGCAGAAAGAAGGGCUCAGCGUGUUACUCUGCCGGGUGAGGAUGCCGCUGUGGAGACCCAACUGGUUCCAAGUGGACAGGAGGAGGAAAAAGUAAUCCGCACCUACCAGGAGGCUUUUCAGAGAAUCAAGGAGGCCACAGGAGUGACAGACACCCAGGAGGUUGUGCGACGCUUCACUGCGCAGGGAGACAUACACCGCCACCUGAAUGAGAUGAAGAGCGAGAAUGAGAGGAUCAUUGUUCGGCUGAAAGAGGAAAAGGAAAGACUGCAGGAUGCCUUCCAGGAGCUGAAGUACUCCGGGGAAGCCAAGCUGUCCAGUGGUCAACAGGUUCUGGAGGAGCUCCAAGCUCAUCUGCAGAAGGAAGAAAAGAGAAAAGAGAAAUGCAAGGAGGAGCUGGAGAAAAUGUCCAAGAUCCUAAGUACGGCAAAGUCUGGAGUGGAGCAUCUAGCCAGCAAAGUCCAGCACAUCAAGGUGCCCAGGAGCUAUUUCCCCGCUAAGGACCUGUCUCCUCAUUCAGACGAGUAUGUCCUCGAUCUUCUGGCCACGACAGAGCAGAAACUAAAGAAACUUUUGGAUCAGCUGGAAGGACAGGACAUCGUAGAGGUCCUCAGACAGAUGGAAGACGAGGAGUUCCAGGCCAGCAUUGAAGGCAAACUCCCAAUAUACAAUGUGCGCAUCCCGCUGCCCGCCACAGCCAGACCAGACACGUUUGAUGAUGACGAGGACAGUGGUGAGGAUGAAGGGGACGUGGUGACUCGAGCCACUCUAAAGAGACAGUCUCAGCAAAUCAUUGAGUCUAAGACCAAGAGAAAAUCCCGCCCUAAGAAGAGAAAGGGGAAGCAGUGACCCGCGUCCUGCUAGCGACGUCACCUGCCUGCUUUCCUGUGUGUCUCACCUAUUGGUCCCAUUAGAGCAAUAAUCUUUAACCGUCAUUCUAAGUGCACUAUACUCAUGAACCUAUCCUGCUUCGUAGAUCCACUCUCCCCUUCACGUCCUACAUCAUAGCUCUACACUCCCCAUCAUGUCCUGCUUUAUAGAUCUACACUCAACAUCCUGCUUCCUAGAUCUGCACUCAUCUACCUGCCCUGCUUUCUAGAUCUGCACUCAUCUACCUGCCCUGCUUCCUAGAACUGCACUCAUCUACCUGCCCUGCUUCCUAGAUCUACAGUCACCUUCCUGUCCUGCUUAAUAGAUCUACACUCAACUAAAAAUCCUGCUUUACAGGUGUACACUCACCUGUCCUGCUUUCUAGAGCUACACUCCUCUAAGCUCAGUGUCCGGCCUGCUCGGUGAAAGCACCAGGACUCCCGCAGACACAUUUCUGUCCUUCUAUAUUGAAAGUGCAUAAACAUGAGACUGUCUCUUUCAGUCCCCCACCUCUCUCCCUUCCUCUGUAUUUGGCUUUGGUCCACUGUCUGCCCCCCUCUCUCCCCCCCUCCUCCUUGUUCCCGCUGGCGGCUCACAUCACAGCAAGUGGCACAGACGGGGCAAGGGCCACAGGAUCAAGCUCUGACAUUUCAUGGUGCUGUCGGGAUCAGAAGUGUUGUGGGAACAGCUGCUUCUGACGUUGGCCAUGGCAGGGAGUGAUGCUGCAUCGUGACCUCCACUCUUCUCUCUGUUACAAAUAAAUUCAAAUUCUCUGAAAA
Pseudophryne corroboree (corroboree frog) is the source of this 2591-nucleotide messenger RNA. RefSeq names its product outer dynein arm docking complex subunit 3 (gene ODAD3). NCBI's taxonomy places the organism in Eukaryota, Metazoa, Chordata, Amphibia, Anura, Myobatrachidae. Gene Ontology annotation, cellular component: cilium; ciliary basal body; ciliary tip. The transcript has 15 exons. The record is from RefSeq and is a predicted model, not a curated record. Bases 127 to 1791 code for a protein of 554 amino acids. Gene Ontology annotation, biological process: outer dynein arm assembly; cilium movement.